CAACACCACGACGAGCGCCCGGCUUUGUCUGUCCGCGCAAAUCCAAAGCUCUGUCGCAUACAACUCGGUGCGACAAUCACAAGAAUGCGUCACAUCGCCUUCGAAAUUGACUGCGUGGCUGCUUGCUUGCUUGCCACGACUCCAAUCUCAUCGUCGAUGUAGCGCCCAGGUAAUCUUUGCCGUUCUAGAAGCAUCGCAGCUAUGUGAAAUAUGCGGUGAGGUUCGUCUCCCAGACUCUAUAUAAAGCUGACUCGCACACGCUGCUGCCCUCCUUUCUCUCACAGCACCGAAUUUCACUAUCAUAUCAGACAAUCCAAGCACACCCAAUUGCUCCCAAACCACCGAAAGUGCUCUCAGAAUGCUCUUCUCCAAGCCUAACAGCGCGUUGAACCUCGCGGCAGUACUCGUCAUUGCCGCUUUCUCUGCUCUUCCGGUGGCCCUUGCGAAUGUGGAGGUCCGUGACAGGGGUCACGGCGACGCGCAGAAAGCGCAAUGGCAUCAAGAUUGCGCUUUGAUGGGCGGACAAACCGCAAAGUGGGACCUGUGGUAUGACUCGAGUGUGAAGAAGGUCUUUGCAUACUGCAUCGACGACGAGGGACAAGAUAUUUCGCAAGACGUCGCGGAUCGUCUGGGCUGGUAGACUACUCUGCCUGCUAUGCCCUACUAAGCUCCUCGAAGAGGCAUGGACGUGAUACAUGUCUCGGACUGGAGCAGACUCAGCGCGACUUGUCGCUGUCAAGACGUAAUUUGCUCCUCAUCCACUUCCAAUCACCUCGACCAUGUAAGGUCCAGAGACACGGUGAUUGCGACGCGAUGAACAGAGUCGCGAGUGUCAUCAAAGGCAAUCUGCAAAUGCGAGCGUGCACUAUCUCCCCUAGACCUCCACACGAAGUGCGGCGCUAUAUAGCUCCUCUCAUGCAU
Ceraceosorus guamensis is the source of this 921-nucleotide messenger RNA. RefSeq lists its product as hypothetical. NCBI's taxonomy places the organism in Eukaryota, Fungi, Basidiomycota, Exobasidiomycetes, Ceraceosorales, Ceraceosoraceae. The transcript has 3 exons. The record is from RefSeq and is a predicted model, not a curated record. The coding region runs from base 359 to 640 and encodes 93 amino acids.